AUUGAUAAAAUUUCUUCUGAUUAUCGUGGUGACCCAGCUUAUGCGCUAUUGGAAAUUCUCGAUCCGAACCAAAAUAAAAAAUUUAUUGACAAUUACCUCGGGGAAGAAAUACCUUAUAAUCUUACUGAAGUAAUGUUUAUUUGCACUGCUAAUGAUGCGCGGGAAAUACCUUUACCUUUACUAGAUAGAAUGGAAACUAUUCCGCUUUCUUCUUAUACUAAAGACGAGAAACUUUAUAUUGCCAAAGGACAUUUAAUUCCUGAAAGUUUAAAAAAGUAUAAUUUGAAUUCAGAACAAAUAAUUUUCGAGGACCAAGCUAUUUUGGAUAUAAUAGAGUACUAUACUCGCGAAGCUGGCGUGCGAGAAUUGAGUAGACAGAUUCAAUUAAUUGUUCGUAAGUUCAUUGUCCAACUUAUUUGUAAUAAAGUUGAAAAGGUAACUAUUACUUCUAAGAAUUUAUCUGAUUAUUUGAAAAAAAGAAAGUAUGAAUUUACCCAAAAACAAAAAGAUCCCCAAGUUGGAGUAGUAGUUGGGUUAGCGUAUACUGGAUAUGGGGGGGAUAUUUUACCUAUUGAAGUAGUUUAUUAUCCACGUAAGGAGGGAGAAUUAGAAUUGACUGGAAAUCUAGGAGAUAUUAUGAAAGAAUCGGCCCAUAUUGCUCUUAGUUAUAUUAAAGCUAAUCAGAAGAAGUUUGGUAUUGAGCAUGGAAUAUUUUCUCAAAAUGGUAUCCACGUUCAUGUGCCGGAAGGGGCAAUUCCUAAGGAAGGACCAAGUGCUGGUAUUGCCUUGACUUCAGCAAUUAUUUCAGCUCUUACUAGUAAGAGAGUUCCGCAAGAUGUUGGAAUGACCGGUGAAAUUACUUUGCAUGGUCAUGUCGAAGCAAUUGGGGGACUGAAAGAAAAAGCGAUCGCGGCUCAUCGUAGUGGAUUAAAAACUAUCAUAAUUCCUAAAACUAAUGAGAAAGAUAUCGAAGAUAUACCAUUAGAGGUUCGCCGAGAACUUAAAAUUAUAAUGGUGAGGGAAUAUGAAGAGUUUUCUGAGGAAAAAAUAAUUCAAGCAAUUAGCGAAGGAAUAUUAUUUGGUGCUCAUCAAUCGAUAAAUUACAAGGAAAAAGAGGACGAAAAAGAUACACCUCCUAAUAAACUUCAUGCCAAAGAGUUUGCUGAAGAGAUUGAAAGCAAGUUUAAUAAACUAAAAAGUGUUGAAGUGGAGAUUUUGGAUAAGAAACAGAUUGAAAAAAAUAAAAUGGGUUUAUUGUUGGCUGUUAAUGCUGGUAGUCACUAUGAACCUAGGGUGGUAAUUUUGCGUUAUUUUGGCGAUAAGAAAAAUAAAAAAAAUAUUCUCGGGUUAAUUGGAAAAGGUAUUACUUUUGAUAGCGGGGGUUAUAAUUUAAAACCUUCCCCGGCUUUAGAAACCAUGAAAUUUGAUAUGUCGGGAGCGGCUGUAGUCUGUGCUUCUUUUUUAGGUUUAAUUCACCAAAAGCCCGCAAUAAAUGUGGUAGCAAUCGCUUGCUUAACGGAAAAUACCAUCGGCGGGCACGCUACCCUUACUGAGUCGGUAAUAACCUCGAUGAGCGGUAAGACUGUGGAAAUUAACAAUACAGAUGCCGAAGGCCGUUUGGUUCUAACUGACGGAAUUACUUAUGCGAUUAAAAAAGAAAAAGUAACUAAAGUAAUUACCGUGGCAACUUUAACAGGAGCUUGUGUGCUAGCGUUGGGUGAAAAAACUACCGGAAUUAUGACUAAUAAUCAAAACACCAAGGCUUUAAAAGAAAACACUACCAUUGCUGAUAUUAGUAAUAUUGCCGGUAAUAGACACAUGGGAGCUUCCAGUGGAGCAGCUUUUUUACAGGAAUUCGUUACUGGUCUACCCUUCAUCCACUGUGACAUCGCCGGAACUGCUGUAAAAGCCAAACUUAAACGAGGGACGGGGGUCAUGGUUAAAACUUUAAUCGAAUUAUUUAAUAAUAAAUAG
Messenger RNA from Ambispora leptoticha, 1974 nucleotides. NCBI's taxonomy places the organism in Eukaryota, Fungi, Glomeromycota, Glomeromycetes, Archaeosporales, Ambisporaceae. The record is from the annotation of a GenBank genome assembly.